Marmota flaviventris (yellow-bellied marmot) is the source of this 1062-nucleotide messenger RNA. The record is from RefSeq and is a predicted model, not a curated record. NCBI's taxonomy places the organism in Eukaryota, Metazoa, Chordata, Mammalia, Rodentia, Sciuridae.
GUCCGAGGCUCCGGUGCGCACGACCUUUCCCGGAGUCGGUCGCAACGCCCGCCCCUCCUCCCCGGCCGCUUUGCCCGCACAGCGACGGGCCAGCGACGGGCCUGGGCCCCGGGGCUGCAGUGUGACCGUGGUUUCUGACCAUGAACUCCUCUGGAGGAAAGAGGCAGGAAGCAGCAAGGCCCACGGGUAGAAAGGCUCACAGACCCCGGGAGCAGGACCCAGAUGUGCAACUGUCCAAGGCUCUGUCAUAUGCCUUGCGACACGGGGCCCUGAAGCUGGGCCUUCCCAUGGGGGCUGAUGGCUUUGUCCCCCUGGGCACCCUUCUGCAGCUGCCCCAGUUCCACAGCUUCUCCACUGAAGAUGUGCAGCGUGUGGUGAACACCAACAGGAAGCAGCGCUUCACUCUGCGGCCAGGAGAUCCCAGCACUGGCCCCCUCAUCCGAGCCAACCAGGGCCACUCCCUGAAGGUACCCGAGUUGGAGCUGAUGCCUCUGGAGACGCCACAAGCUCUGCCUCUGGUACUAGUACAUGGUACAUUCUGGAAGCACUGGCCAUCCAUCCUUCUCAAGGGCCUGUCAUGCCAGGGAAGGACACACAUCCACUUGGCUCCAGGACUGCCUGGAGACUCUGGCGUCAUCAGUGGCAUGCGCCCAAAUUGUGAAGUGGCUGUGUUCAUCAAUGGACCCCUGGCCCUGUCAGAUGGAAUCUCCUUCUUCCGCUCUGCUAACGGGGUGAUCUUGACUCCAGGGAAUGCUGAUGGCUUCCUGCUUCCCAAGUACUUCAAGGAGGCCCUGCAGCUGCGCCCUACCCGUGAGAACUGGCCCCUCCACCAAUAUACUGGAGCUGUGCCCUUUGCCUGUACCCCUUUCCCAGCCCCCGAACCCAGACUGACUUCGAUCUCCCCUUUCUCUAAGCAUCGCUGCUUGCUCUCUAUUGCAGGAAAGCCUCUCUCCUUGGCUGGUGAUAAAGGGACAAAGUAGCAGAGUGGCCCCAAGCACAGCCUGAGAGGAAGGAGGAUGAUCCAACAAUAAAAUAUUUAUUUAUUUUAAAAAAUCUAAAAAA